This is a messenger RNA of Linum trigynum, 303 nucleotides long. The record is from the annotation of a GenBank genome assembly. Lineage: Eukaryota; Viridiplantae; Streptophyta; Magnoliopsida; Malpighiales; Linaceae.
AUGUUGCAAAACAGGAACCCAAAGCUGAUGCACUUGCCGAAGUUAGCAUGGGAGCCUGUUCGCAGAAACCUUGUUCCAUUUUUAUCUCCACUGCAUAGUAACAUUCCAUGCUUUCAUCACGGCCUCAUAGGGAACUUCACAAGGGUUGAAAAAGUUCGGAUGGAAACGAGUUUGCAGAAACAGAGCCAGCAUCAAGCAGUACAAAACAAAAGCUACGCCAAAGAGCACAACAGCACCACUGGACCUCAAACAAACACUCCACAGUUCCGCAAAGCCAUCAAGAAGGCAUCAGCAACGCUCUAG